This is a messenger RNA of Macrosiphum euphorbiae (potato aphid), 210 nucleotides long. NCBI's taxonomy places the organism in Eukaryota, Metazoa, Arthropoda, Insecta, Hemiptera, Aphididae. The record is from the annotation of a GenBank genome assembly.
AUGGUUUGUCCAAUAAAUAAAGGGACUUAUAGAAUAAUAAAUGGAACCGUUGAUAUUGGUGCAGCACUACUGUUGUAUCCUCAAGCAACCGAUUACCAAUGGAGAAUAGUUCAAAAGAUGUACUCUGAUGAUAAAUUUAUCGGUAGUGCCAUGAUGGAAGUUUAUUUUUUUGGGUACAGAAAAAAAAUGAAGUCCAUUUUAAAACUAUAA